Messenger RNA from Hibiscus syriacus, 849 nucleotides. RefSeq names its product probable protein phosphatase 2C 25. The transcript has 3 exons. Gene Ontology annotation, biological process: protein dephosphorylation. NCBI's taxonomy places the organism in Eukaryota, Viridiplantae, Streptophyta, Magnoliopsida, Malvales, Malvaceae. Bases 1 to 849 code for a protein of 282 amino acids. The record is from RefSeq and is a predicted model, not a curated record. Gene Ontology annotation, molecular function: protein serine/threonine phosphatase activity; cation binding.
AUGUCGUGUUCAGUUGUCGUCUGUAACUCAUCGGUGUUUUCUCCGUCGUCGUCUCUUUUCUGUACCAAAACUUCCAUCAUCUCUCCUUCGCCCGAAGCUUUGAACUUGUCCUUGACCCACCUCAAAACUUCAUCGUCUUCCCCUGCUUCUCCAUCUUCCCCUUUUAGGAUUAGGCUUCAAAAACCGCCAUCUGAGUCGUUGUUAUCAUCUUCUAAUUCAGUAUCAUCGUCUUCAUCGAUGUCGAUGAUUUUUAAGAGGAAGAGGCCAGCGAGGCUAGAUAUCCCGGUAGUGACGAUGUCUUUUAGGGUUUUAGCAACAUCGUCUGAAGUGGAGAGAAAGCUAGAGAGAGAAGGAGAUUGUUAUUCGAUUUAUUGUAAAAGAGGGAGGAGAGAAGCUAUAGAAGAUAGAUUCUUAGCUUCAGUUGAACUUCAAGGAGAUUCAAAAUCAUGCUUUUUUGGCGUUUUCGACGGUCAUGGAGGUGCUAAACCUACAGAGUUUGUAGCCCAAAAGUUGGAAAAGAACAUCAUAGAUGAAGUUAGAAGAAGGGACAUAAGCAAAGUGAAGGAAGCUGUUAAAAAAGGUUAUAUGAAAACAGAUGCUGAGUUUCUUAAGGAAUAUAUCUCCAGUGGCACGUGUUGUGUGACAGCUUUGAUCCAUAAUGGAAAUCUUAUCGUAUCGAACGCCGGCGAUUGUCGUGCCGUUAUGAGAAGAUGUGGUGUUGCCAAACCUCUUACCUCAAAUCAGCGACCUUCAAGGGAUGAUGAAAGAAACCGAAUCCAGUCUUCGGGUGGCUAUGUUGAAGAAGAAGAAGAGUCAGUCAAAAUUGUGGUCAACGAUCCACCUCAGUAG